AUGUCUGCCAUCACGAGCACCGUUGCCAAUGCGAAUGUGAACAGUGGGCGCCUGCUCUACGCUGGCUAUCCCUUGAUCAGUGACCCGACCUACCCACUACCGAGCACCACUACGAGCCAGAAUGCUCUGACCCCGACGAUCUCAUCAUCCAUUGUGCCUGCGUCAUCUGUGGCAAAUUCGGCGACCACCACAACCUCAUAUGUUCCCACUACUUGUCCAGCCGCUCCAACAGAUGCAUCGACAAUCUGUCCAGGCAAUUCCCCUCUAUGCUACCAGUACGAUUACCUGGGUAACUCAGCCAACUACGAGAUUGAAUGCUCUACCCAAUUUACAGGGUCGACGUCGCAAGCUCUGCUGAUAUUUGAUCUGAAUGACUGCGUCAAUCAAUGUCAGUAUGCGAAUGUUCUCCGAGCCAACAGUUGCCUGGGCGUGACUUUCAUGGUAACCCCAGUUGGUCAAGGGACGACCAACAACUGCUACCUAUAUUCUUCCAUUACCUGUGGCACACGCGGCAACGCUACAUUCAAUAGCGCCCGGUUGCUCUACGCUGGCUACCCUCUGAUCACCGAUUAUACUGACCCGAGCUUCUUGUGUGGCAGCUCCGCAACUUCAUCAUCAACGACGGUCUCAACUUCAGCAGUCCAAGCAACGUCCAACCCGGUCACAACACAGUCAUCGACAACCACCACUCGGGCUCAAGCCGCUGCGACCACUUCAGCGAGCCCGGUCAACGAUCUUUCGCAGAUGGCGUCAGCUAACUUCCCGCUGGCUUACCCUCAAGAUCCAGUCUGCGACAACAAUCUUCGUUCGAAGUAUUAUGGUGGCCAAUUACAGGUGAAUCCGGCACAGGGGCGUAUUUAUGAUAUCGAGUGCGCAUCUGACUACACGAACCCCGGCAACAAUCCCUUCGGCGCAACCACUCAAGCUACCUACAACAGCUGUGCCAACCAAUGCGACGUUGCCGCCGCGCAAAGCUCCACCUGCGCCGCCUUUUCCUGGUCCGCCUCAUCUGGCCUCUGCACUCUCUUUGGCCGUGUCAGCAACGGUCUUUCACUCACCACCAACAUGACCCAGACCAACGGCGUGCACUCGGGCCGCUGGCUCACUCCUAACGGCAGCCCCACCACUUCACAGCCUUUGCAACUGUACCUCGCUCGACCAGUGCCCUUCCAAGUGGGUCCCAUAACCUCAGGCUCAGCGCGCGACUAUCCCGGUGGUACAAAUACAUACUUCAACUACUGGAGCGACACCAACCACGCCACGUUGCUGGACCUGUCGAGCGUCCUACCAGGCUACGCAUGGCGCAUCUUCGGUCAAUCGACCACCACGCUGUGGGUGACGGCAAAUUUCUGGUUCACAAACACAAAUCUCGCAGUCACGGCGUCCACGCAGAACACCUGGUCCGCGCUGUCUCGCAACAGUGACUCGUCUCCUCUGUCCUUCCCGGCCGGCAAUCUUCCGGGCUACACGUUGGCCCCGUUCUGGUCGUACGGCCACAUCAUCGGCGCCUCCCAACAGGGCAUAUACUACCAAAUCGACCAGAUCUCCGCGGGCCGCUACGGAAUCAGCAUCGAGUGGUUUUUCUCCCACUACGGCCAAGACAACAACGUCUUCCACGCGGUAAUGACAUACGACACCAACUCUCCCGGCGUAUGGACAACCUACUUCUUCAGCGCGGGGGCUUCCUCUGGGGCUUUUGAAGACGAAGGCCUGAGACAGACAGUUGGUGGGCAAGGCGAUCCGAGCAGUCAGAGCCAGUAUUUCACCUACUGCGCGGGCGUCCAGGACUGUGUGUUGCCUGGAUCCAAGAUGGUGAUGGACACCACCCAGCUUAACAUGGGUGCGGUGAUGAAUUACACGGCCGGGCUGUUCAACCCCGCGACUUACCCAGUAGGCACGUGGACUUGGAACACGAAGCCGUCCGGUUGA
Messenger RNA from Cladophialophora yegresii CBS 114405, 1929 nucleotides. RefSeq lists its product as uncharacterized. The transcript is spliced from 3 exons. The coding region runs from base 1 to 1929 and encodes 642 amino acids. The record is from RefSeq and is a predicted model, not a curated record. Lineage: Eukaryota; Fungi; Ascomycota; Eurotiomycetes; Chaetothyriales; Herpotrichiellaceae.